Molecule: messenger RNA, 3518 nt
Organism: Suricata suricatta (meerkat)
Lineage: Eukaryota; Metazoa; Chordata; Mammalia; Carnivora; Herpestidae
Gene: LARP4B
Product: La ribonucleoprotein domain family member 4B
Exons: 17
Coding region: 330-2534 (734 amino acids)
Biological process (GO): positive regulation of translation
Cellular component (GO): cytosol; cytoplasmic stress granule
Molecular function (GO): mRNA 3'-UTR binding
Source: RefSeq, a predicted model, not a curated record
AAAUGGGAGUUCUAUGAAUUUUGUAGUUUUCUGUUUUUGAAAAAAUGAUUUUGUGGGCGUGAGUGGGUUUGUAUGUGUUAGCACGUGAUAUCUAGUCUUAGUGCCUUGUUGGGUUAGUGCAGAGGUGUAAAUCGUGGGCAGAUUUCUCCAAGCUCCCUAGGCUCCGGAGGGCAAGGUAAGCACAUGCCCCAGGAAACUCAGCGUUUGAAGGCGUCGUGACCUCACUGCGUUCCGUACUUCCAGGUACUGACGUGCUGUCUUUGUCGUUUCUGCAGCGUCCUUUGCUGGCCACUCCGCUUCUCCCAGUGCGGCCACCAAGUAAACAGCUCAUGACUUCUGAUCAGGACACUAAGGUCGUGGCUGAACCGCAGGGCCAGCGAGUCCAGGAAGGGAAAGACAGCGCUCAUCUGAUGAAUGGUCCCAUAUCCCAAACCACUUCUCAGACCAGCUCCAUCCCAGCUUUGAGUCAGGUACCGACAGCCAAGGUUUCAGAGCUAAACCCUAAUGCUAAAGUGUGGGGGACGCCCGUGCUGCAGUUGGAAGCGGGCAGUGCAGCGGACGGCAGCGUGAGCGCGGCCUGGGAGGAGCCGGCGGGGCCCCGCCCAGCCUGCGGCCAGGAGGGAUUGGAUGCCAAUGGUGAUGGUGAUAAAGGUCAAGAGAGUGUGGCGCUGUCGGAUUUGCAGGAGCCAGAGCGACCAGCUGUGAGCGCAGCAGCUCUGGAUCGUUCAGAAUAUGAAUCUCCGCCGGAAAACAGCGAGACUGGAGGAAAUGAGUCUCAACCAGAAACCCAGGAGGACCCCCGAGAAGUACUUAAAAAGACAUUGGAGUUCUGCUUGUCCAGGGAGAACCUCGCUAGCGACAUGUACCUUAUAUCGCAGAUGGACAGUGACCAGUACGUGCCAAUCACCACGGUAGCUAAUCUGGACCAUGUCAAGAAGCUCAGCACUGACAUGAACUUGAUCGUUGAAGUGCUGAGGUCUUUACCCUUAGUCCAAGUGGAUGAGAAGGGAGAAAAAGUACGGCCAAAUCAGAACCGCUGCAUCGUGAUCCUGCGCGAAAUCUCCGAGUCCACCCCUGUGGAAGAAGUAGAAGCACUAUUUAAAGGAGACAAUUUACCGAAAUUUAUAAACUGUGAAUUUGCCUAUAAUGACAAUUGGUUUAUUACAUUUGAGACAGAAGCUGACGCCCAGCAGGCUUACAAGUAUCUUCGCGAGGAGCUCAAGACUUUUCAAGGAAAACCAAUUAAGGCGCGGAUAAAAGCGAAGGCGAUAGCCAUAAACACAUUUUUGCCAAAGAACGGAUUCAGACCUCUGGACAUGAGCCUUUACGCGCAGCAGCGCCACACGGCCUCCUUCUACUUACCUCCGGUCUACAGCCCGCAGCAGCAGUUCCCCCUGUACAGCCUGAUCGCCCCCCAGGCGUGGGCCGCCGCGCACAGCUAUCUCGACCCGCCCCUGGUAACUCCGUUUCCGAAUACUGGAUUUAUAAAUGGGUUUACGUCUCCAACCUUCAAACCUGCAGCGUCUCCUCUGACUUCGCUCAGACAGUACCCUCCAAGAAGCAGGAAUCCUAGCAAAUCUCAUCUACGCCAUGCCAUUCCCAGUGCAGAGAGAGGACCUGGGCUGUUAGAAAGCCCUUCGAUAUUUAACUUCACUGCAGACCGGCUAAUUAACGGUGUUCGGAGCCCACAGACACGGCAGACAGGUCCGCCUAGAACACGGAUACAGAACCCUCCCGCCUACGCCAAGAGGGAGGUUGGGUCUGGUCGUGUGGAGCCGAGCAGCGCGGAGUCUCCCCCUGGUUUAGGGAGAGGGAGGAAGAAUUCCUUUGGUUACCGGAAGAAGCGAGAGGAGAAGCUGACAAGGAGCCAAACGCAGUCUCCAACGCCCCCGAGGCCCCCGUCCCCAAGCUUCGAGUUAGGACUGUCCAACUUCCCUCCGCUGCCUGGGGCCGCAGGCCACCUGAAGACUGAGGACCUGUUUGAAAACAGGCUGUCUAGCUUCUUAAUAGGAUCAUCAAAAGAAAGGGGCCUGACUGCGGACGCCAGCACGAGCACGCUCCCCGCGGUGAGCCCCCGAGAGCCCUCAGCCCCCGCGGCGUGCACGCGGUCCGCGGCCCCCGGGCGCUCCCCCUCCCNNNGGCAUCUUCACAGGGAUCCCAAGGUGGUGGAGAAGCACAGGGAGACCUCGACCGUGGACAGACUUCCUUCUGCCCUCACCACGACGGCGAGUAAAUCGGUGCAGGUGAAUGGCGCUGCCACGGAGUUGCGGAAACCCAGCUACGCGGAAAUCUGCCAGAGGACGAGUAGAGAGCCCCCGUGCUCCCCGCUGCAGCCCCCGAAGGAGCAGAAGCCAAGCACUGUCGGCUGUGGGAAGGAGGAGAAGAGGCUCGCCGAGAGAGAGCCCCCCGCGCCCAAGCACAGCCCGGGCCCGCCCAGAGACCAGAGGAGGCCGCCGGGCCGCCGGCCCUCGCCCCCGGCGGCCGGGAAGCGUCCGCACGGAGAGCAGAGCUCCCCUCCCAAGUCCCCUCAGUGAGCGCCGAGGGCCGGGAGGGCGGGGAGGGACUGAGGUCGCCACAGCUCAGCGCUGUCCCACGCGGGGCCCAGAGUGAGCCGCUGGUUAGGAGCUUGCAGCGUAGACGGGCCGGUUUGGUGCCUGCAAGUGGUGUUUUCUUCCGUGAGUCGGAUUUUCCCCCUCUUGAAAAAAAAUCUAUUUUUCAGGAUUUAAUUAAUAUAAACCUUAUUUUAGGUUGGUGCUUAACUGGAGGUGAUGCAUAAGUCUGAUUUUUUUCAGGAUAGAAAAUGCAUUUAUCCUAACAAAUUGAUAUUUUUAUUAAGCCUCCAUGUGGCUAUAAAUGCAAGCUAUAUAUAGUGAGUUUUUCUAAAUUAAGCGGAACUAUGCUACUUCAUUUUUAAAAAUAACUGUUCAGCAAGUGCAUAUCUCUGAGAUGUCCAGACCGACGGGUGGGCUGAGGAUGGCCGAAUCGAGGUUGGAGGCGACACGGGCAGUGUGGCCUGGAGAGGGGGCGGGGCCAGGUGGUGCCCUCGCUGGCCUGGGGGUGGUACUUCACGAAAAUCUUAGCAAGUGACGCUAGCAGUUGUUUGGGGUUUUUUCGUUUUGUUUUUUUUAUUUUUUAAAUUAUGGCCUACUUUUGAUCUAUUGGGCAAGAUGCACCCAAGAGAGCCCUGAAACCGUGAAUUUUUAUGUGCUGCAAGCAAGUAACCAGCCUCUCAAUCUAGACUCCGUGGCUGUUGUGUAAGAUAGAGUCAAAGCACAUUGUGAAUAGAACCUACAUGAAGACGUAAAUGUGGUUGGCCACCGACGCGUCAUCGCGGAAUUGUACCCUGAUGUUGUCUUGCUCCUUCGAGCUGGCCGGUGGGGGGCGUGGGGCUGCCCCGGCUCCCCUGCCCCAGCCAGCUCUGAGGAGGCCUCCCCGCACCUCCAUGUGGGCACACGGCGGAAGUGUCACCUAAGUCCUGAGAGGCGCGUGCGGUGCCCGUGGCGGUGAGGCCGACGCGC